Molecule: messenger RNA, 1190 nt
Organism: Protobothrops mucrosquamatus (brown spotted pit viper)
Lineage: Eukaryota; Metazoa; Chordata; Lepidosauria; Squamata; Viperidae
Gene: SCD
Product: stearoyl-CoA desaturase
Exons: 7
Coding region: 137-1156 (339 amino acids)
Biological process (GO): unsaturated fatty acid biosynthetic process; response to fatty acid
Cellular component (GO): endoplasmic reticulum membrane
Molecular function (GO): iron ion binding; stearoyl-CoA 9-desaturase activity; palmitoyl-CoA 9-desaturase activity
Source: RefSeq, a predicted model, not a curated record
UUUUUGCAGGAGGAGAGAUUGCGUUUGGAUAUUUAGCUGCUACAGAUUUAUGCUGUAUACUCAUUCUGCGUACAUAACCUGAAGACCUAUAUUGUCCAGAACUCUUGGUAUAAAGGUUGCUGCAGCCCUUUCUACCAUGCCUGCCUUUACUCACAUUACCCAGAAUGCUGUAGCUCAUUCAGAAAAAGCCCAUCCCACCUUUGAGCAAAUGGGGUCAGAACGAGAGAUGAAAGAUGACAUUUUUGACGCGACGUAUCGUGAGAAAGAGGGUCCUAAGCCUACACCAAGAUACGUCUGGAGGAACAUUAUUCUCAUGUCUGUUCUCCAUCUGACUGCUGUGUAUGCCAUCUGGUUCAUACCUUCUGCAAAGCUACUCACUUUGGCGUGGGCUCUUUUGUGCUUCACCUUGGCUGGUCUUGGCGUUACAGCUGGAGCACAUCGGCUUUGGAGUCACAGGUCUUACAAAGCUACGUUACCUCUUAGAAUAUUCUUGACUGUAAUCAACUCCAUGGCUUUCCAGAAUGAUAUUUUUGAGUGGGCCAGAGAUCACCGCGUGCACCACAAAUUCUCUGAGACGGACGCAGAUCCCCACAACGCAAAACGGGGCUUUUUCUUUGCUCAUAUUGGCUGGUUGUUGGUCCGCAAACAUCCUGAUGUCAUCGAAAAAGGACAGAAGCUGGACUUGUCUGACUUGAAAGCUGAUCAAGUUGUGAUGUUCCAGAGGAGGCAUUACAAGACCUCAGUGGUACUCAUGUGCUUCUUGCUGCCUUCCUGGGUUCCUUGGUAUUUUUGGGGAGAAACUUUUCUCAUCAGCUUCCUGAUGGCCAUUUGUCGCUACACUGCAACCCUCAAUGCCAGCUGGCUGGUGAACAGCGUGGCCCACAUGUAUGGCAAUCAGCCAUAUGAUCGUCACAUCAACCCCAGGGAAAAUCCCUUCGUGGUUUUUGGAGCUUUGGGGGAAGGCUUCCAUAAUUAUCAUCAUACUUUCCCCUUUGAUUACUCAACAAGUGAAUAUGGCUGGCGGUGGAAUGUCACUACGAGUUUUAUUGACCUUAUGUGCUUUCUUGGAUUGGCCAGUGACUGCAAGAAAGUGGCCAAGGACACCAUCUUGGCUCGAAAAAUUCGGACUGGUGAUGGAAGCCACAAGACUGGCUGAAAAAUUGGUUUCCCCUGACCUCUCUUUUCUCCUU